This is a messenger RNA of Lachancea meyersii CBS 8951, 1776 nucleotides long. The record is from the annotation of a GenBank genome assembly. Lineage: Eukaryota; Fungi; Ascomycota; Saccharomycetes; Saccharomycetales; Saccharomycetaceae.
AUGUCUCAAGAAGAUCAGGUCAAGAACGUUAACGAUGCAAUCGCCAACCUACAUUUAGACGAAGCCACUGGCGAAAUGGUGUCCAAGUCUGAGUUGAAAAAACGUAUCAAGCAAAGACAAACCGAAGCCAAGAAAGCUGCUAAGAAGGCUUCUGCGCAACCUAAACCAGAGCCAAAGAAGAAGGCCAACGACGCUUUUGCCGAUUUGGACCCUUCCCAGUACUUCGAGGCCAGAUCCCGUCAAAUCCAAGAGUUGAAGAAAACUAAGUCUCCAAACCCAUACCCUCACAAGUUCCAUGUUUCGACUCCACUAAGCGGCUUUUUGCAAAAAUACGCUCAUUUGCAAAGAGGUGAGACCUUGCCCGAGGAAAAGGUCUCUAUCGCCGGUAGAGUCCACGCCAAGAGAGAGUCCGGUUCCAAGUUGAAGUUUUACGUCUUGCACGGUGACGGUGUCGAGGUGCAAUUGAUGUCGCAAGUGCAAGACUACAGCGACGAAUCCGCUUACGAGACCGACCACGACCUAAUCAAGAGAGGUGACAUCGUCGGUGUCGAAGGUUACGUUGGAAGAACUCAACCUAAGAAGGGUGGUGAAGGUGAGAUCUCCGUUUUCGUUUCUCGUAUCCAAUUGUUGACCCCUUGUCUGCACAUCCUCCCAGCCGAUCACUUCGGUUUCAAGGACCAAGAAACCAGAUACAGAAAGCGUUACUUGGACUUGAUCAUGAACAAAGAUGCCAAACCUCGUUUCGUCACUCGUUCCAAGAUCAUCUCCUUCAUUAGAAGAUUCUUGGAUGAAAGAAGCUUUAUCGAAGUUGAAACACCUAUGAUGAACGUCAUUGCUGGUGGUGCUACUGCCAAGCCAUUCGUCACUCAUCACAACGACCUAAACAUGGACAUGUUUAUGAGAAUCGCCCCAGAAUUGUUCUUGAAAGAACUUGUUGUCGGUGGUAUGGACAGAGUCUAUGAAAUUGGCAGACAGUUCAGAAACGAAGGUAUUGACAUGACCCACAACCCAGAAUUUACCACUUGUGAGUUCUACCAAGCCUACGCGGAUGUUUACGACUUGAUGGACACUACGGAGUUGAUGAUUUCCGAGAUGGUCAAGGAGAUCACAGGCUCCUAUGUUAUCAAGUAUCACCCAGAUCCUCAAGAUCCAUCCAAGGAACUAGAAUUGAACUUCACCAGACCUUGGAAGAGAAUUAACAUGAUAGAGGAAUUGGAAAACCGACUAAAUGUCAAAUUCCCAGCUGGCGACCAGCUUCACACUGCCGAAACUGGUAAUUUCCUCAAGAGAGUUUUGAAAGAAAACAACCUGGAAUGUCCUCCACCCUUGACAAACGCUCGUAUGUUGGACAAGCUAGUGGGUGAACUAGAAGACACCUGUAUCAACCCAACAUUCAUCUUUGGCCAUCCACAAAUGAUGUCUCCAUUGGCCAAAUACUCCAGAGACACUCCAGGUUUGUGUGAGCGUUUCGAAGUUUUCGUCGCCACGAAGGAAAUUUGCAAUGCUUACACUGAGUUGAACGAUCCUUUCGACCAAAGAAACCGUUUUGAAGAACAAGCCAGACAAAAGGACCAAGGUGACGAUGAAGUUCAGCUAAUCGAUGAAACCUUCUGCAAUGCUUUGGAAUACGGGCUUCCACCAACCGGUGGCUGGGGCUGUGGUAUCGACAGACUAGCCAUGUUUUUGACUGACUCGAACACCAUCAGAGAAGUUCUACUAUUCCCAACCUUGAAGCCUGACACCCAAAGGGACGUCGAAGAGGAAAAGGACAACUGA